This is a messenger RNA of Linum tenue, 872 nucleotides long. The record is from the annotation of a GenBank genome assembly. NCBI's taxonomy places the organism in Eukaryota, Viridiplantae, Streptophyta, Magnoliopsida, Malpighiales, Linaceae.
UGGUGUGCAUUAUAAUAGGUCUGGUUUGGUUUAAGGGUUUUGUGUUGUGCAUUAUAAGACGUCUGGUUUGCUUUAGGGUUUUUGUGGUGUGCAUUAUAAUACUUCUGGUUUGUUUUAGGGUUUUUGUGGUGUGCAUUAUAAUACGUCUGGUUUGUUUUACUGUGUUUAUGUUGUGUUCUACCUUGUAGCAAAGAGUGCAGGGGAUAGUGAAGAACGAAGGACCACUGCCUAAUUUUUUUGAAGAGACUGAUGAAAUUAUUACAAGUUGCAAGUGGAUACCAGAUGGUUUGGAUUUCUCACAAUGUGAUUAUUGGAUGUUCCCCCACUGUUCUGAUGACCACUACAGGAUGUAUGUAGUGAAUCUGAAGAACAAACGGUAUGAUUAUCUUGACAGCCUUUACCCUGACGACCUUGAUUCCAAGUUUCGUGCUGUUGCGGAUAUGGUGGUCCGCUAUGCCACAGAAUACAUUCCUGCCUGCAGAGAAGAGCCCUUCAAAUUUGAAGAAUUCAAGUGGGUUAGACAGCGAGGGGUGAGACAACGUGGUGGGGUUGACUGUGGUGUUUUUACUAUGAAUUUUGCUGAGUUUUGGGAUGGCAAACUGCAUCCAGCUAUGAGGAAUUGGCAAAGACAAAUCAAUCAGAGGCGGGAUGAGAUCACAUUAACAUUGCUGCUGAACAAGGAGAACAGUGUACUUGAAGAGGUGAAGAAGAAGAGUUUGGAGUUUGAUCGCAAGGUGGACUAGCUGAUUUUAGCAUGCAUUUGCAAGAACAGUUUCAGAUUUCAGUGUGUUAAUAUGUGUUUUAGUGUGUUAAUGGUGUUGAUUAAGAGGAUUUGUGUUCGUCGUGUAUGGUGUGUAUUAUAAGACAAGUGG